Prorocentrum cordatum is the source of this 231-nucleotide messenger RNA. Lineage: Eukaryota; Dinophyceae; Prorocentrales; Prorocentraceae. The record is from the annotation of a GenBank genome assembly.
GUGGUGCAGCACAUCACUAACCACCACAUUCACUGGUCUCGGGUGGAGGAGAUCUACGGCCCGCAGUGGGCCUACUACGCGUUUUUGACGUUCGAGCAAGCGCGCGAUGGCUGGAUCACGUUGUACACCCGGGACUACGAGAGGCUGUUCUUUCACAACUGGAUGACGAGCGAGUUACGCUGGUACCCUCCGAACGACGAGGGCGGCACGGGCGGGGCGCCUGACAUGUGA